Molecule: messenger RNA, 1983 nt
Organism: Anopheles coustani
Lineage: Eukaryota; Metazoa; Arthropoda; Insecta; Diptera; Culicidae
Product: ras association domain-containing protein 10
Exons: 3
Coding region: 1-1983 (660 amino acids)
Biological process (GO): signal transduction
Source: RefSeq, a predicted model, not a curated record
AUGAACGGUAGCGGCAACGGAAGCGGUUCCGUGGCAAUCGCACUCGCGGACCACCGGGCAAAGAUCAUUGCCGGUUCCGGCCGGUUUCAGAAGCAACUGCAGACGGAGCAGUUGGCGAUCGCGUCGACGUCGUACCUGGUGGGCGCAAGGGAUGCAAAGCACGGCCGACCCACGCCCAUCGAAGGGGGAGGACAUCAGAGUCUUCCCAGGAGGACAAAGCCGACCGAGGUGCUCGAGGAGCGUGAGGUAAGCGACGAGGAUGACAGCGGAUCGGUGCGUAGUGAGGGCAAUGAGUCGUCCUCGGAUGGGACGGUGAGCGAUUUCUCCGUCGAUGAGAUCCCGGUGUGGAUCAAGGGCGAGCAGAGGUGGGUGUCCGGCGUGACGGAUGACACAACCUGUGGAGAUCUGAUAGAGGUGCUGGUGCAGCAGGAGCAGCAACCGGGUAGUAGUAGUGCAGGACCAGCGGCACCGACGGAGGUGAAGGACUACUGCAUCACGGAGCGAUGGCGCCAAGUGGAGCAGGUGCUGGACAAUGAGACAAAAAUCUGGCAAAUUUGGUCGGCAUGGGGAAAGGCACAACCAGAGGUGAAAUUUAUUCUCCGCCGAGUCGAUGGAUCCCAUGGGCCGAGUGCGGGUGCAGGUGGAGCGGGAGCGACGACGACGACGUCCACGGCGGCCCAUGGAGCGCACGGUGAACGGGACCGGGACAGUGGACGCGGAAGUCCGACGGGCAGCAUCAACAGUGCGAUCGUGCGCCGCAAGCGACAUCGGGCGCAGAAGUCGACCUUCGCCUGGAUGACGCACGGCCAGACGAUCCACCCGAAGUCGUCCAAGACGUCGAUCGAGCGACUGAUGAAGCUGAUCCUCGAGCAGGGUGAUAUCAUACAGCAGCAGCUGUCGAAGUUGCGCGAUCGCGAGAUGCAGAUCAGCACGAUCGAGGAGGAACGGCACCGGGUGAGGGAGCGGGAGCACGGUAAGAACUACUUGCUCGAGACGUACCUGAAGGGUCUGGCGGAAGCGGCCGAUACGGAUCCGAAUGCAAUCGAUAGUGGUAUUACGUCGGAGGCUACGACAACCGCGUCCCCGGAGAUGGAUUUUGCGCCGGAUCAUGACUCGGAUCAAGCCACCGCACCACAUGGUGAUGGAUCGACAGUGAAGGAACAGAUCAAGCUACUCGAGAAGAUCGUCUCACUGAACAAACAGAUCGUGCGCGAGGAGGAGACCGCGGUCAAGCUGUUCGAGCGCGUCCGACGCUAUCAGCUAGAAGACCCACCGGAUCAGACCAAAACACAACUCGAGGAAGCGCUGGCAAAACUUAACACAUCGAUCGAUCAGGACAAUCAUGAACUCCAACAGCUCGACGAAAGUUUGCGCCAGUCGGACACGAUGUUGCGCGAGAGGAGCGACCUGCUGCGGACGCUAACGGAGGAGCUCAACCACCAGGAGCAUCCGCCGACCGACGCCAAAGUCAUCAUGGACUUCUCGCAACCGACUCCGGUGAUGCGAGUCGAUCGAACCAUGGAGGUUCCGGUCGAUAUUCAUGCACCGAUGUUAGCACCUGUCAGUUCCAACCCUCCGCUACACUCACCUGGCAACUAUGGGUCAGGGAAACCGGCACUCCACAGCUACCCACUGUAUCCAAUCGCGGAGAUUCCAACCAGACAAGCUGCGAUCCCUGUUGGUCCCGGAGAACCGGCCAAAAUAGUUAUCGCCAGCAGUACCCUGCCGAGGAACUUCCAGCGUCCUACAUUGGUGACCCCGGUUGGAGUUCCACCGCUCAUGGUACCACCGGACGCUAUCUCCGUUCACCAGAUUAACAAGUUUAUCCAAUGCAGCAACAAUCUGGGCACGAACUGUAACACCAACAUCGACGACAAGAUCUGCCCGAAACAGCUGUUCCAUUCGGCCGUCUCCUCCGCGGAAUGUCAGGGUGCUGUCAAGGCUCUGACGGACGAUCUGGCCAACAUGGGUACGUUGGUCUAG